UUACCGAUAACAUUGCUGGUAAAAGUACCAUCCCUAGGCCUUCGCCACACGUGUGUUUACGUUUUGAAAAGAGAUUUUGGCAUGGAUUUUGCCAAGAAAAUACUUAGCAAGUAUGGCUGGAAGGAGGGCGAGGGAUUGGGCAAGAACAACACCGGCAUUGCCGCUCCCCUUAAGGCCAGCUUGAAGUUCGACAACGCUGGCUUGGGAGUGGAUCGAGCCCAGGAAUUCAAUGACCACUGGUGGGAGCGUUGUUUCAACGAAGCGGCCAGCAACGUAGAUGUCCAGGUGCAGCAGAAUGGCAAGAUCACCACCGGCCGCAAGGAGGGCGAGGAUGCCGUGGAAAUAUCCACCAAGGCGUUCUCCGCCCGCAAGCUAAAGAACGCGAAGGAGCAGCACGCCAGCGAUGGCAAAUCGACCUACGACAACUUCCUGCAAACGGCUUUGCUCACCCAAGGUGGCGGUGAGGUGGAGAAUACGGAGCGAAUUCGGGUGGAGGACAUAGCGGUGACCAAGGUGAGCGUACUGACGGACGAGGAGCUGUUUAAGGCCUGCGGUGGAAGGACAGCGCACAAGGGAGCUCGGCACGGUCUCAAGCUGAGUGGAAAGAUUGCCCGCUUGGAGCAGCAGGAGCGCGAGUUGCUGGAGAAGAUGCAGAGCAAACUGAAAGCUGCGGAGGAGCAAGCAACAGCUCCAAAACAGAAGAAACGGAAGGAUGUAAGUGAAAGAGAGUCCACUGAGGAGAACUUAGAACCGCAAGAGGAUAAUGAGGACACAUCCGAGGUGGCGGCACCUUCAAAGUCCAAAAAGAAGAAAAAGGAUAAAGCAGAAAAGUUGAAAGAGAAAGAAGAGCAAACGGAGGAUUUGCCUGUAAAAUCAAAAAAGAAAAAGAACAAAGCUGAGAAAGUGUUUGAGGAAGAAUCUACUGUAAAUAUAUCUGAUGAGGAAGUGAAGUCUAAAAAGAAACGAAAGAUGCAGGAUACUAUGGAGGAAGCCGAACUGCCCGUUAAAUCAAAAAAGAAGAAAAAGAACAAGGAGGCAAAGGAACAGUAGUUAUGAGUUAGGCGUAGUAUAUGUUAGAAAAAUGUAAAUUAUUAAGAAAAUAAAAGUAUAUAGAAAAUGAA
Molecule: messenger RNA, 1121 nt
Organism: Drosophila kikkawai
Lineage: Eukaryota; Metazoa; Arthropoda; Insecta; Diptera; Drosophilidae
Product: G patch domain-containing protein 4
Cellular component (GO): nucleolus
Molecular function (GO): nucleic acid binding
Source: RefSeq, a predicted model, not a curated record